AUGAUGCGGAUUGUGAUCACCUCCAUCAAAAGUCCGCUCAUUCUGAGUAGUGCGAUCCCGCAAUUGCCCUGGAUAUUUCUAACGCUGUGGGCGUUGCACAACCAGGUCAAAGCCGCCGGCGUGAUUAUCCCCAGCGAGAUUGGGCAGGACCCGGGAAUUGACCCCCUCUACGCCGUCAAGACCACAGAGAUGAGGUUCACCAUGCGGAACUCUGACAAUCCUCUCGGUUAUAAGUUCUCCUGGAGCCCACGUAGCAGGCUUCUUGCUCUUCUCAACCCAGCCCAAUGGUAUCUCGAUGGUAACCUUGUUACCGUUGAGGGAUUUAAUCUAGUCGGCUACGCGAACCGUGACACAGUUGGCUUCCUUGGAGUUCUACCGUAUCCUCGAAGCCAGGUCUGUUUUCCGUGGUACCCUGCGAUACGCCGGAUCCCCGAGAUCAUCCGUGCCCUAAUAGCGAUCGGAUAUUUUACGCAACUCGCACCGCAGCUUCUCAGGUUGCCACAGUCCACCUCGGAGGCAUUACUGCAGGAGAUCGUGGCGCAAAGGGUUGCGUCUCUUUUAUCUGGCGAGGAGCGGGAUCGUAUCCUGACGAAUCUGCGUUGGGUGAGACUGUUCACUGUUCAGCUCAACAACUCUCCGCAAGAUGGCCUACAGCCCUGGCGAGAGGGACAUGAUUAUCCUGCAGAACGUUUUUACAUUGGAAAUGCCGAAGGGUCCAAGGAGACGCGAUCGAGUACUCUCGUAGGGUAUGGGGAGCCUUCUGCCUCGGGCUCUCUGAGCGCCAUGGCCAAACUCGUGGGCCUGCCGUGUGCAGUAAGAGUCCUAGCAGUACUCGAAGGACGUAUUGAGGAGAAGGGGAUGGUGGCACCAUGGACAAGUCCGGAAAUUGCCGCUUCACUACGAGAGGCAUUGGAAACGUGCUUUGGGAUUAAGUUGAAGGAGAGCGUAUUUGGAUAA
This is a messenger RNA of Aspergillus alliaceus, 957 nucleotides long. RefSeq lists its product as uncharacterized. The record is from RefSeq and is a predicted model, not a curated record. Gene Ontology annotation, cellular component: cytoplasm. The coding region runs from base 1 to 957 and encodes 318 amino acids. NCBI's taxonomy places the organism in Eukaryota, Fungi, Ascomycota, Eurotiomycetes, Eurotiales, Aspergillaceae. Gene Ontology annotation, molecular function: saccharopine dehydrogenase activity. The transcript has 6 exons.